AUGGCCCUUAAAAUAGACCUGCCUCACGCCACACUGCCAGGCAUCAAGGCUCCAUCCACCACACUGCUGGCUCCGGGCGCAACACCUGCCAGCCAGUCUGUGCCUCCUGAAGGUGAACAUGUGACACCUGCUGGGGCGGAGACCUCAACAGGGGAUUCAUCAAGUGAUUACCUCCAAAUUAUCACCUGGAGGAUACAGUGUAGGCUGCUGGAGACCACCACCUCCAGGGCGCCUCCACCUACGACACCACCACCUCCAGGGCGCCUCCACCUACGACACCACCACCUCCAGGGCGCCUCCACCUACGACACCACCGCCUCCAGGGCACCCUCCACCUAUAACACCACCUCCAGGGCGCCUCCACCUGCCACCACAACAUCAGGGCGCCUCCACCUGCGACACCACACAACAUCCCGGGGCGCCUCCACCUACGACACCACAACAUCCAGGGGCGCCUCCACCUGCGACACCACAACAUCCCAGGGCGCCUCCACCCUGACACCACAACAUCCAGGGAGCGCCUCCACCUGCGACACCACAACAUCCAGGGCACUCCACCUGCGACACCACAACAACCAGGGGCGCCUCCACCUACGACACCACAGCAUCCAGGGGCGCCUCCACCGAGCACCCUACAACAUCCGGGCGCCUCACUACGACACCACAACAUCAGGCGCCUCCACCUGCGUACCGACAUCAGGGCGCCUCCACCACGACACCACGACAUCCAGGGCGCCUCCACCUGCGACACCACAACAUCAGGGCGCACUCACCAGCACGGGCGCCUCCUACGACACCACAACAUCCGGGGCGCCUCCACCACGACACCACAACAUCCGACGCCUCACCUACGACACCACAACGCAUCCUGGGCGCACGUCCACCCACGACACCAACUUGCCCAGGGCGCCUCCACCCACGACACCCACAACUUUCAGGGCGCCUCCACCUGGCUACCACAACAUCAGGGCGCCUCUACUGCACCACGACACCAAAACAUCAGGGCGCCUCCACCUGUUUCUGCAACAUCAGGGCGCCUCCACCUGCACGACACCACAACAUCAGGGCGCCUCCACCUACCUUUCCCACAACAUCCAGGGCGCCUCCACCUACGACACCACAACAUCCAGGGCGCCUCCAUCCACGACACCACAACAUCCAGGGCGCCUCCACCUACGACACCACAACAUCCAGGGCGCCUCCACCACCACAUGA
Molecule: messenger RNA, 1215 nt
Organism: Homarus americanus (American lobster)
Lineage: Eukaryota; Metazoa; Arthropoda; Malacostraca; Decapoda; Nephropidae
Product: mucin-2-like
Exons: 2
Coding region: 1-1215 (404 amino acids)
Source: RefSeq, a predicted model, not a curated record